Caenorhabditis briggsae is the source of this 1785-nucleotide messenger RNA. RefSeq names its product Protein CBR-KLP-8 (gene Cbr-klp-8). The transcript has 12 exons. NCBI's taxonomy places the organism in Eukaryota, Metazoa, Nematoda, Chromadorea, Rhabditida, Rhabditidae. The record is from RefSeq and is a predicted model, not a curated record. The coding region runs from base 1 to 1785 and encodes 594 amino acids. Gene Ontology annotation, cellular component: Golgi apparatus.
AUGGGGUCAGUGGAGAAAUUAAACUCGGAUUUGCAAGCGGAACGGCAGAAACUUGCGUUAUAUGAACGGAAUUUACGAGUUGCUGUGGAAAGCUGUAAAGCUCUGAAAGCUGAGAAAGAGAACCUUGCCAACAUAAUUGCCGGUUUUGCUUGUGCAGAAGUCAAGCCCGGUUCUACUGAUAUCGAUGAAUUGAAGCAGAAAAUCGCCCUACUGACAAAGGAAUUCCAAAGCAAAGAGAGCGCAUUGGUCCUUGCGCGCAAUUCAGUGUUGAAGGAGAACCAAGAACUGAAGAAACGGGUGGCCGAGGCGGAGAGUAUCCCCAACAGUAUGUCGACGAAAACGGGGGACAGUAGUUUUCAUUUGGCCGAGUUGGAGCAAAAGUUGCGUAAGGAAAUGUCAAUGACAAGGAAGUACGAGCAACGGCUACAGCAGAUGGAGAAUCACAUGAAGAAUAAUUCAGCGAGUGACAAUAAAAUGGAGCUUGCCAACAAACAGCUCGAAGCAGAAAGAGAGCAGUUCAAGAAACUGUACGAAGACGCUCAUGGACGGUCGAUCUUUUUGGAGCGCAAGUUUGCGUCGCUUCAACUGGACCAAAAAAGAGAUGAAGCAGAAGUUCCAAAACCAUCGACUCACGUCGAAGAUGAUGCGAAGAUUACAAAAUUAGAAGGUCAAAUUAUGCGCCUGUCUCAACGAUGUGAUGACAAGGAGAAUGAGAUAUCGGAACUAACAUCGGCUAUCAGAGCGUUGAAGGAAGAAAAGGAGCAACUUCUGGAGAAUCUCAAUCACUGCGAAAAGAAGCGAUCACUCUCCCCUGUCGACGAAUUCUGGUUCAGAGAUGGAAUGAUUGCUGAAUAUGAGAAAUUCAAAAAGGAAAACUCGAAUGCCCUAGAAUUCUGUUGUCCGGCUCUCCGUGACGAUGUUAUGUUGCUCAUCGAGAAGGCAGUUCAAGAAAAUGCAAAGUCCGAUCAAGUCAAGCAACAACAGAUUCAGAUUACAAAUCUGGAACGAACGAUUCGAGUGCUCAACGACAAAAUCAACUGCAACGACUCAUUUCGCGUCGAUAUCGAGAAGAAGUUGGAGAAAAUGAACAACGAUAUUAGUCAACGUGACAAAGAAAUUUCUCGCCAAAAAGACGAAAUGAAUCACAUGAAAGAGAGUUUGCGGUUGGAGAAAAGCAAGAGAAACGAGCUGGAGGAGGAUGUGCUUCGACAGAGAAGAUGUACUCAAGAGGAAAUUGAGUCUCGAGACCAGGAAAUUGAAGCGUUCAGAAAGAUGCUCGUUACGUUGCGCCACGAGAAGAUGGAGAGAUCGCAGAAUCCUAGAAAGAUUUCGAGGCACAAUCGUUCUUCAACAUAUGAGGAGGAUCCGGCUACUCGGAGAAGGAGUAGAACGUACUCACAAGAUGACACAACAGUUCCGAAUGAUCCGGAUUCGAAGAAUGUGUACUAUGAGAAUCAGUUGACGAAGAAGGAUUUUGAUAUUCAAGAGCUAAGGAAACAACUCAUGGAUGUUGAGAUACGCCUCCGCGAGAACGAAUCCGUCUCUAUGUCACGUCAAUUGGAAUCUGUUGCUCGAAACGAAGAGAUGACGGAGAAAGUACGAGUGCUUGAAGGGAAACUGCAAAUGCUAUCUUCCACAAAUGAAAUCGACUACCUCCGUAACAUUUUCACACAAUUCCUUCACUCGAUGGGAUCACCGACACCGGCCAGCAAGUCGAUAUUGAAGGCGAUGGGCAGCGUGCUGAAGGUUCCGAUGGCCGAGAUGAAAGUGAUUGAUAAGAAAUAG